GACGGGGCGGGCGGAGGAGGCGGCGGCGGGAAGGAGGCGCUUGCUGGGCCGGGCUCCGCACCCCGAGGGCGCCAUGGGUCGGGCGUGGGCCCCGCUGCCGGGCCCUCCGCUGCUGGCCUCCGUGGCGCUGCUGCUGCUCCUGCUGUUGCUCCUGGUGCUGCGGUGGCGGCGGCGCCCCGCGGAGGCGGCGGGUCUGCGCGGGCCGUGGGGCUGGCCGCUGGUGGGCAACGCGCUGCAGCUGGGCCGCCUCCCGCACCGCACCUUCUGGGCCUGGGCGCGGCGCUACGGCGAGGUCUUCCGCCUGCGGCUGGGCUCCCGCGCGGUGGUGGUGCUCAACGGCGGGGCGGCCAUCCGGGAGGCGCUGCUGCGGCAAGGCGCGCCCUUCGCCGGGAGGCCCGACUUCCCCUCCUUCCGCCUGGUCUCCGGCGGGAAGAGCAUGGCCUUCGGGGGCUACACGGCGCGGAGCCGGGCGCAGCGCAAGGCGGCGCAGGCCUCGCUCCGGGCGCUCUCCGCCUCCUCCGACGUCUUGGAGCGGCACGUGGCGGAGGAGGCGCGCGAGCUGGUGGCGCGGCUAGUGCGCGCCUGCGCGGAGCAGGGCGGCUACGUGGACCCGGCCCCGCUCCUGGCGGUGGCCAACGCCAACGUGAUGUGCGCCCUGUGCUUCGGGCGGCGCUACGGCCACGACGACGCCGAGUUCCGCGCCCUCCUGGGCCGCAACGACCGCUUCGGGCAGACCGUGGCCUCGGGCAGCCUGGUGGACGUCCUGCCCUGGCUGCAGCGCUUCCCCAACCCGGUGCGGAGCGUCUUCCGCGACUUCCAGGCGCUCAACGAGGAGAUGCACGCCUUCGUGGGCGCGCAGGUGGCGCAGCAGAGGCGCAGCUUCCUCCCGGGGCGGCCCCCGCGGCACCUGGGCGACGCGCUGCUGUCCCGGGGCGAGCUGUCGGGCGAGGAGGCGGAGGGCGCGCUGACGGACCUCUUCGGCGCCGGGCAGGACACCACGUCGGCGGGGCUGGCCUGGGUGCUGCUGCUCCUGCUCCGCCACCCGGCGCUCCGCCGGCAGCUCCAGCGCGACCUGGACCGCGUGGUGGGGCCCGGGCGCCUCCCCGCCGCCGCCGACCGGCCCGCCCUGCCCCGCCUCGAGGCCUUCCUCUGCGAGACGCUCCGCUUCACCAGCUUCGUCCCGCUCACCAUCCCGCACGCCGCCACCUCCGACGCCGCGCUGGGCGGCCGCCCGGUCCCCGCCGGCACCGUCGUCUUCGUCAACCAGUGGUCGGCCAACCACGACCCGCGCCGCUGGGAGGAGCCGCACCGCUUCGACCCGGGCCGCUUCCUGGACGCCGAGCAGCAGCGCCUCGACAAGGACCGCGCCGCCCGCGUCCUCCUCUUCUCGCUCGGCAAGCGGCGCUGCGUCGGGGAGCGCGUGGCCCGGCUGCAGCUCUUCCUCUUCGCCGCCAUCCUCCUCCACCAGGGGCGCCUCGAGCCCAAGCCCGGGCAGGCGCUCAGCCUCGAGGCCCAGCACGGCCUCGUCCUCCGCCCGCGCCCCUUCCUCCUCGCCGUCUCCCCCAGGGCGCCCGGGGAGGAGGGGCAGGCCGAGGGCGAGGAGGCCUCCUAGGGGUCCCCAAGGCCACCCACACCAGCCAGAGGGACAGCCGGCCGCUGCUUUGGACGCGCCACCGGACAGAAGGGAUCCCCAAGAGCCACCCAGUCCGUCCCCACCCUGCCAGGCAGGAACACA
Molecule: messenger RNA, 1735 nt
Organism: Anolis carolinensis (green anole)
Lineage: Eukaryota; Metazoa; Chordata; Lepidosauria; Squamata; Anolidae
Product: cytochrome P450 1B1-like
Exons: 1
Coding region: 74-1612 (512 amino acids)
Biological process (GO): progesterone metabolic process; hormone biosynthetic process
Molecular function (GO): heme binding; iron ion binding; steroid 17-alpha-monooxygenase activity
Source: RefSeq, a predicted model, not a curated record